AUGGUAGGCCAAGGCCUUCUACCAGAGUCAUGGAGGCAAUUGGAGCUAUCAGAAAACUACAUGGAAAAGAAAAAGAAAAAUUUGCUUAUAAAUUCAGUGGGGCUUCCACAUCCUCCUCCCAAGGUUAAGGAGCCCGGGGAGAAUUUUGCUGUGAAGUUGAUCAAGUUUGACAAAAAUCAACAGGAUUUUGUCCUUAAAGAAAUUGCAUGGAUCAAAUCGACAGACGAGGUGUCUCAGAGGAAGAAGCUUAAAGAAAUCAUUGCCAAGCUUGAAGCUGUUAGUGGAGUCGCUGUUAUGGGGCCAAUGGAGUGA
Messenger RNA from Arabis nemorensis, 312 nucleotides. NCBI's taxonomy places the organism in Eukaryota, Viridiplantae, Streptophyta, Magnoliopsida, Brassicales, Brassicaceae. The record is from the annotation of a GenBank genome assembly.